GGGAAAACUCAGUUGUGUGUUCGUUAGCUGCCGUGUAACAUGCUUGGAUUAAACGACGAGAUAUUGAUUCUGACUUGGAUUAUAAUAAAAUGUGACUAGAACAUUCAUUUUAAAAAGCCCUCGAUGUGGUGGGUGUCUUCUUUUACCAUUAUUAUUUUAAUAUUUUAUCGAAUGAAGAUGAUUGAUACUGAUAGUUAGGCCUGAAGUCCAGUGAAGUCUUAAGUGUUAAAGUUAAAGACUAAAGACAAAGAUUAAAAUUUAAUUCAUAUAUUGUCAAUAUUGAUUAUAAAUUAUUGUCACAACACCGCGAACCACUGAAGAAAAGCUUGUUGGUCUUGAUGUUGAAUGAAAUGUCUGAUAUGUUAGCCACCUGAUUUCACUAACUUUACUCAUACAUUACUGUACUUUCCUUGUGUAUUCAACACCGCGAACCUUUCGUAAAGCUUGGCUUGGUCUUGAUGAAUGAUGUUGAAUCAUGAAAAGUCGACUAUUCGUCUCCUGAUUCCUCACUAACUUUAAAGUUCACUCUUUCACUACUAGAAAUUACUGUACUUUCCUGUCAUACUGUCAUAAAAAUACUAUUAAUAUAGUCAUUUAUAUCUUUGUCUUUGAAUUUAUUAUAAAUUAUUUUGGGCGAAAAAUCGGCAUUCGGCAUUAUUGCCAUUAUAACCAUUUAACAUUUUCUUCGUGACGUCUCUUACUUUAUGAUGAGACCUAAAUUCAAUGUGAGUUGAGUUGUGGUCAUUUCACUUAUUAAAACUAAAAUUUACUUACUUGGCGUGGGAAAAUUGAGGAUUUUUACUUGUCUUACUUUACUUAACUACAGUUGAGUGUAGGCAGUGUAGCAUAACACAACUUGACACAAGCCUUACAUACCUACAUUUACAUUGCCUACAAAUUGCACAAAUCACAAAUUAGAAAUAAUUUGUUGUAAUACAAAAUACUAUAUUGCCAUCGUUUGUUUAUCCAUUUUAUUAUUUUAAUAAAUAGUAGGCCUAAUUAGAUAUGCAUAAGUUUAAAAGUUAAAAACCAUACAUUAUGAUACAUUGACUUUAAGUUUAAGUAAAAACUUUGAGGCCCAAUUAUUAUUUUCGAAUGCCUAUUAUUUUUUGUAAAUUCAGAAUAUUAUGUAGCUGUAGCCUUAGUGCUCAUUGGAGGCCUAGGUGAGGUCUAAAUUCUAAGUAUUAUUAUUAUUAUUAAGAACUUACCUACUAAACUUUUCAGUUGGUGAGGUUUUUUUCAAUCAAUAAUCAGUGAUUUUUCAAUAAUUAACAAUCAUUAGCGUAACUAACUAAACUUUACAGUUAACAGUGUUAUUAAUUAGGACAUUUUUUAUUGUUUUAAAUUUACUUUAACAUUAACAGGAAUAUUGACAAUAAUUGUCUUAGUAUAUAUGGACCAAUAUGGUAUUAGCCCAGGCCCAGAUAUGCUGAGAGUGGGGUUUAGGGACUACUAUUCUAAAAAAAAACGGUAUUAGUAGGUAUAUUGCCGCAUAUACCUAUACUUUUAUUUAAUGUAUGAGUAUGAAUGACUAAAAGGUAUAAAUUAUUACAAUACUAUACUUAAUUUUAACUAUGGUAGGCAUAUGCACAUAGUCUAUACCACCCCUGCAAAACUUAAAAAAUCGCUAAUCAAUAUUUAGGAUAAAGACUUGUUUUAAUUUAAGUAAACAAGUACAAUUUUAAAAACUGUUUAUCUACUGGCUCUAGACUAAUUUUUUUUAGGAUAUAAAUAUCAUGACAUGCAUAAAUCAAAUAAACUAUUGGCACAACACUUUGUUAUACUAAUUAAACAAUAAUUUAAUGUGUGACAAAUGAUUUUUUAAAUAAAUUAAAUUUUUUAGAGUGAUCAGUAAAAUGUUAGCAGAUAUUUUUAUUAUGCUAUUGUUUUGUAAAAAAAAUAUAUAAAUAUGAUAACUUCUUCCUUUUUUCAAAAUCUUGUUUAGAUGCAUCUGCUAGGAGAGACAGGAAAUAAUUCUAAUGACAAUUCCACUAUGUCAACGCCUGCCAUAGAUAUUCGACUCAGAAGGCAGGCACCUGUGACAGGCAAGCCACCUCCAAAACUACGUCUUACUUCAAGGGCAUCAACAUUGAAACAGCAACAACCUGGUCAUCGUCAGCCACGCUCAAGCUCAUGGCAUCCUGACACUGCAACCUUCAGUUUGGCACCUGCAGCCACAAGUUCUCAAACACAGAGUACCUCUGAUUUCGAAAAUGGUAAUAGAAAUCGAGCUCAUUCCUAUAAUGGAAAUAAUGUUGUUAGUAACGCUGUCAGUGGUAACAGUAGACUUUUGAUUCAUCACCAAAGACAUAAUCUAAAGAAUAGAUUUCAGUUGUUAAAGACACUAGGUGAAGGAACCUACGGAAAAGUAAAGCUUGCGCGUGAUAAAGGAACAGGCGAGCAUGUGAGUAUUUUUUAACUGCCUCAUAUUUACACAUCUUACAAAAAAUUGACUUCCAUGUUUAAAGUUAACUUUACAAAGUUUUAAACUGCUGAUUUAGCUUGUUUAAGAACAACAAAAGAGAGUUUUCAGAAUCUAAAUCAGUAUUUAUUUUUUCUUUGAACUCUUUUCCACUUAAAAUUUAAGGCUACCAUUUCACCAUUCUAUUGUUUCUAAAGCUUGAUUUUUAAAAAAAUUAUAAAGAGGUUAAUUAUUUAACAUUAUGCAUGGAUGAAAGCGGUUUCAUAAAGUGAAUCAUUCACUAUGUUAAAAUUAUAUUCAGUUUGAAUUAAUUGUAUGUCUCUGUGAGUUGUACCAACAUGUUACAGUUAUUGAUUUUUCCCUUUAGGUUCUGUUGUUCUAAAAAUAGCUUUCAAGGCUGAUUUUUUUCAUAUGCCCAAUAACACAUUAGGGAAGCCAUUAUUAUGGAAUAAGCUUUCUCAAAAAUAUCUUCACACCUGUAACAGUAACCCUAUAAAACCCCAAAGAGUUGUCAGUAGGUUAAAAUAAGAUUUUAAAAUGAGCUUUAUUGUUUAUCCAACAUAUAAAGAGAACAUUUUCAAUUACAACAAAAAAUUCUUCUAUAUUUUCAGAUUAAGAUAUAAAUAGUUUUUGGACUUUAGAAUCACUGUGAUAUAGAUUAGUAUAUAAUAUUUACCCCCAAGAAAAGUUUUUAGAAAAGCAAACAUUAAAAUGUUGCAUGUCGAACUGGAACUAGAAAUAAAAGUGUUGUAUUGAACAGCUGCUGUCAGAUCAUGUUUCCAUUUGUAAAGGAAUGGUCCAGUGGUUUUAUUGAGAAAUUCAAAAUCUCCCUUUUAACUAGUUGCUCUAAUAGAGAAUCAUGUCAAUUGUGCUUGGGGCACUGCAAGAUAGGGAGGUCAUGGCAUUAGGUGCACUGUCAGAUAGGUGGGUCAUUGUGCUUGGUGCACUGUAAGAUAGGGAUGUCAUGGUAUUUGGUGCACUGUCAGAUGGGGAGGCCAUGGCAUUUGUGGUGGACUGUUAGAUAGGGAGGCCAUGGCUUUUGGUGUACUGUUUGAUAGUUGGAUCAUGGCAUUUAGUUCACUGUUAGGUGGGUCCUGGCAUUUGGUUCACUGUUAUUUAGGUGGGUCUUGGCAUUUAGUUCACUGUUAUUUAGGUGGGUCUUGGCAUUUAGUUCACUGUUAUUUAGGUGGGUCUUGGCAUUUAGUUCACUGUUAGUUAGGUGGGUCAUGGCAUUUAGUUCACUGUUAUUUAGGUGGGUCUUGGCAUUUAGUUCACUGUUAUUUAGGUGGGUCUUGGCAUUUAGUUCACUGUUAUUUAGGUAGGUCUUGGCAUUUAGUUCACUGUUAUUUAGGUGGGUCUUGGCAUUUAGUUCACUGUUAUUUAGGUGGGUCUUGGCAUUUGGUUCACUGUUAUUUAGGUGGGUCUUGGCAUGUAGUUCACUGUUAUGUAGGUGGGUCUUGGCAUUUAGUUCACUGUUAGUUAGGUGGGUCUUGGCAUUUAGUUCACUGUUAGGUGGGUCUUGGCAUUUAGUUCACUGUUAGUUAGGUGGGUCAUGGCAUUUAGUUCACUGUUAGUUAGGUGAGUCUUGGCAUUUAGUUCACUGUUAGUUAGGUGGGUCUUGGCAUUUAGUUCACUGUUAGUUAGGUAGGUCUUGGCAUUUAGUUCACUGUUAUUUAGGUGGGUCUUGGCAUUUAGUUCACUGUUAGUUAGGUGGGUCUUGGCAUUUAGUUCACUGUUAGUUAGGAGGGUCUUAGCAUUUAGUUCACUGUUAUUUAGGUGGGUCUUGGCAUUUAGUUCACUGUUAGUUAGGUGGGUCUUGGCAUUUAGUUCACUGUUAGUUAGGUGGGUCAUGGCAUUUAGUUCACUGUUAGUUAGGUGGGUCUUGGCAUUUAGUUCACUGUUAGGUGGGUCUUGGCAUUUAGUUCAUUCCCUCACAAAGUGGCACUGGAAAUCUGUGAAAUUUCCUCAUCAACACCAGGAACAGAAACAUUGCAAAUCCCAUCUACAUGCAUAGGAGCCAAAAUGAUCAAUAAAUUGAUCGUGGGCCCUUAAGAUAUAGAAGAAGAAGAAGAAGAAGUUCACUGUUAGUUAGGUGGGUCAUGGCAUUUAGUUCACUGUUAGUUAGGUGAGUCUUGGCAUUUAGUUCACUGUUAGUUAGGUGGGUCUUGGCAUUUAGUUCACUGUUAUUUAGGUGGGUCUUGGCAUUUAGUUCACUGUUAGUUAGGUGGGUCUUGGCAUUUAGUUCACUGUUAGUUAGGAGGGUCUUGGCAUUUAGUUCACUGUUAUUUAGGUGGGUCUUGGCAUUUAGUUCACUGUUAGUUAGGUGGGUCUUGGCAUUUAGUUCACUGUUAGUUUGGUAGGUCUUGGCGUUCAGUGCACUGCUAGCAGUGUCAUGUUUUGCUUGGUAUUGAAGAAAGAUGUUGUGCAGAGAACGUGUACAAUUGCCUCCUGUCAUAUUGUAAAGAACUUAAAUUAAUAUACUCACCAUUUCUUGUUUUGCGAUUCCUUUGACUUUAAUGAGAUUUUUUUUAAAGUUUAUAUAUUUAUAUAUUUAUAUAUAGGUCUAUAUGUGGAAAAUAUGAGGGUUUACUUGAAGAGUUUAGUUUUCUACAACUAUUUGCAGUUUUUAAAACAUGUCAAUGCUACCAUAUACCAAUGAACUUACAUGCAGUAGGAUCUAAGAAACAUAUGGGUUUUCAAUUCAAUGAGCAUUCUUACAAUAGAUGGGAAUAUGUGUCAGUGCUAUUUAUUGUGAUUUGGGAUAAUAAAGAAACACAAACUUUAUGUGUUUAUAUAGUUCAUUUGAAGUAUUAAGAAGAGAUAAUAAUAGAGUACAUUUUGUAUAGGUAUUACGAUGUAGGCCCAUGUUAUUUCCUAUCUCUCUCUCUCUAUCUUUGGCUACGGUCAACAGUACAUAAGUUUCUGUUUCUUUAAUUUAAUGUAUAUAUAAUACUAGGUCCUGUAAUGCUCCAACUGUCUGUAGGUAAACAGUUCAUUACUUUGGUAUGUUAACCUUUAAAACUAGCGGCGCCUAUUAAAGGGAAACCACUCAGCAUGUCCCGAUGCGUCAUAUUUCGCCAGUGGGACAAAUGCUAUUUAUAUUUAUUGUCCCCUAGAAACAGAAGAAUAAUGAAGUCCCUGGAGAGUCUACUUUCGCUAUUGACUUAGUUUGAUUAACAAAAUGCAUAGCAUUGGCGUGUUUUAAAUUCCAAUUUAGUAUUGCCAUAUGUGCCAUAUGAGUAAUUACUUUCCACUACGGUACCUAGCUCACAUAAUUUAAUUUAUCUAAACAAAGGCGCCCCCCCCCCUUUUUUUUUUGUACAACCCGUGCGAUAUAGUCGCUUUCAUUGACUUCAUUUUUAGACUAUAGACAUUAUCAAUAUGUUGAAUUUCAUACACUAUAUUUAUUCCUUGACAUUACGCAUGUUCUGAUGUCAUACUAGUUUCAUUGGACAAAGCCCAGUGGCGUGAAACAAGGAAGGACUGAGCACCUGUGCUGGUGUCUGCGAUUAUCGCAUUCCGAAAGUUACAUGACGUCAAAAUAUGAAUCAUCUUUGUUCGAUGACAUUCCGAGAGAUAAAAGCGCCACUGAAAGGCCAAGUUAUAAUGAUAGCGGACAUGACAGUGAGGAAACUUUAUCUGCUAUGUCUUAAUUCACUUAUCUCAAAGUCCUUAUAUCACGCGUUAAAUGAAGAGCCUCUUCAAAUUCUGUAAGUUUCUGCUGGAGAUAUUGCCAUGACAGACAGGCAUUUACAGUGAUGAGAGCAGCUGCUGGUAAAUGGGGAGGGGGGUGGGUUAGCGACCCGGGUAAAGUGGUUUAUUUAUAGGCUAACAUGAGACUAUACAGAAGACUCGUUAUGAGUGUACUCCUAUAAGGUAGUCAGAAGUAGAGUGAUUCAAGCAGUGGUGUCGUGUUGCCUCCAGGCCCCUGUUCUCAAACCGCCACCGUGGAACUGACAGUGGACCCGAUACGCUCCGAGAAUAUAUUAUGUUAAUUUCAGGUUCACCCAUUGUCAAAUUAUGAGUAUAGUUCUAUACGUCAUUUACCCCGCGGUCACGUGGUGUGUAAGAAAUGGUGGGCGUCACAAAGGAAAUCUCCGACACGUUGUAGUUAACGGGACGAUUGAAAGCGUAAUGCAUUUUGAGAAUGUCGAGUUUUGUGUGGAGACAUACGAGACAUAAAUGUGUACACUGAAGCAACCAUUUGUAUGUCAGCGUAAUUAUGGUGCACUGUUCGUGUGAAGUAAGUGUGAUUUGAACUCACGAAACACAGGCUGUGUCUGUGUGAGAGACCUUGGGCCAUUAUGCUAAUAAUGUGAUUUGGUCUUUGAUGGUCGGGGCAAAUGUGAAUGGGAGGUAAUUUAUGUGUCAGGUCUGGCGCACAGAUGGCGAGUUCACAGACAAUACCCCAUAUUGCCUAUCGCCAAUGCCCCCUAUGUUUGUUUUUUUAAACUUACUCUCUAAAUCUGCUUGUAUAAGAUUAGUUUUUGCUCAAAGCUCCCGAACAAUGAAUACAAUUUCAUCUCUUGUAUUGUGUGUGUACGGGGGAAACAUUCGAUACUCGCCAUUUGUCCUUUUCCGAAGGAAGAACCUCUACGGGAUGCUGCGAUUAUAGACUUUAAAAUAAUCCAAAAAAUCCUUGUCUAGACCAAAAUCAGAUACAGCAAUAGGAAGUUAACCAAAACUUUCAUGUUUUCUGAUGCUGUUGUAAAGUAGCCAAUCUCAUAGGAUUGACAAUGUUGUCUGAUGCUGUUGUAAACUAGCCAAUCUCAUAGGAUUGACAAUGUUGUCUGAUGCUGUUGUAAACUAGCCAAUCUCAUAGGAUUGACAAUGUUGUCUGAUGCUGUUGUAAACUAGCCAAUCUCAUAGGAUUGACAAUGUUGUCUGAUGCUGUUGUAAACUAGCCAAUCUCAUAGGAUUGACAAUGUUGUCUGAUGCUGUUGUAAACUAGCCAAUCUCAUAGGAUUGACAAUGUUGUCUGAUGCUGUUGUAAACUAGCCAAUCUCAUAGGAUUGACAAUGUUGUCUGAUGCUGUUGUAAACUAGCCAAUCUCAUAGGAUUGACAAUGUUGUCUGAUGCUGUUGUAAACUAGCCAAUCUCAUAGGAUUGACAAUGUUGUCUGAUGCUGUUGUAAACUAGCCAAUCUCAUAGGAUUGACAAUGUUGUCUGAUGCUGUUGUAAACUAGCCAAUCUCAUAGGAUUGACAAUGUUGUCUGAUGCUGUUGUAAACUAGCCAAUCUCAUAGGAUUGACAAUGUUGUCUGAUGCUGUUGUAAACUAGCCAAUCUCAUAGGAUUGACAAUGUUGUCUGAUGCUGUUGUAAACUAGCCAAUCUCAUAGGAUUGACAAUGUUGUCUGAUGCUGUUGUAAACUAGCCAAUCUCAUAGGAUUGACAAUGUUGUCUGAUGCUGUUGUAAACUAGCCAAUCUCAUAGGAUUGACAAUGUUGUCUGAUGCUGUUGUAAACUAGCCAAUCUCAUAGGAUUGACAAUGUUGUCUGAUGCUGUUGUAAACUAGCCAAUCUCAUAGGAUUGACAAUGUUGUCUGAUGCUGUUGUAAACUAGCCAAUCUCAUAGGAUUGACAAUGUUGUCUGAUGCUGUUGUAAACUAGCCAAUCUCAUAGGAUUGACAAUGUUGUCUGAUGCUGUUGUAAACUAGCCAAUCUCAUAGGAUUGACAAUGUUGUCUGAUGCUGUUGUAAACUAGCCAAUCUCAUAGGAUUGACAAUGUUGUCUGAUGCUGUUGUAAACUAGCCAAUCUCAUAGGAUUGACAAUGUUGUCUGAUGCUGUUGUAAACUAGCCAAUCUCAUAGGAUUGACAAUGUUGUCUGAUGCUGUUGUAAACUAGCCAAUCUCAUAGGAUUGACAAUGUUGUCUGAUGCUGUUGUAAACUAGCCAAUCUCAUAGGAUUGACAAUGUUGUGUGAUGCUGUUGUAAACUAGCCAAUCUCAUAGGAUUGACAAUGUUGUCUGAUGCUGUUGUAAACUAGCCAAUCUCAUAGGAUUGACAAUGUUGUCUGAUGCUGUUGUAAAGUAGCCAAUCUCAUAGGAUUGACAAUGUUGUCUGAUGCUGUUGUAAACUAGCCAAUCUCAUAGGAUUGACAAUGUUGUCUGAUGCUGUUGUAAACUAGCCAAUCUCAUAGGAUUGACAAUGUUGUCUGAUGCUGUUGUAAACUAGCCAAUCUCAUAGGAUUGACAAUGUUGUCUGAUGCUGUUGUAAACUAGCCAAUCUCAUAGGAUUGACAAUGUUGUCUGAUGCUGUUGUAAACUAGCCAAUCUCAUAGGAUUGACAAUGUUGUCUGAUGCUGUUGUAAACUAGCCAAUCUCAUAGGAUUGACAAUGUUGUCUGAUGCUGUUGUAAACUAGCCAAUCUCAUAGGAUUGACAAUGUUGUCUGAUGCUGUUGUAAACUAGCCAAUCUCAUAGGAUUGACAAUGUUGUCUGAUGCUGUUGUAAACUAGCCAAUCUCAUAGGAUUGACAAUGUUGUCUGAUGCUGUUGUAAACUAGCCAAUCUCAUAGGAUUGACAAUGUUGUCUGAUGCUGUUGUAAACUAGCCAAUCUCAUAGGAUUGACAAUGUUGUCUGAUGCUGUUGUAAACUAGCCAAUCUCAUAGGAUUGACAAUGUUGUCUGAUGCUGUUGUAAACUAGCCAAUCUCAUAGGAUUGACAAUGUUGUCUGAUGCUGUUGUAAACUAGCCAAUCUCAUAGGAUUGACAAUGUUGUCUGAUGCUGUUGUAAACUAGCCAAUCUCAUAGGAUUGACAAUGUUGUCUGAUGCUGUUGUAAACUAGCCAAUCUCAUAGGAUUGACAAUGUUGUCUGAUGCUGUUGUAAACUAGCCAAUCUCAUAGGAUUGACAAUGUUGUCUGAUGCUGUUGUAAACUAGCCAAUCUCAUAGGAUUGACAAUGUUGUCUGAUGCUGUUGUAAACUAGCCAAUCUCAUAGGAUUGACAAUGUUGUCUGAUGCUGUUGUAAACUAGCCAAUCUCAUAGGAUUGACAAUGUUGUCUGAUGCUGUUGUAAACUAGCCAAUCUCAUAGGAUUGACAAUGUUGUCUGAUGCUGUUGUAAACUAGCUAAUCUCAUAGGAUUGAAUACAUUUAAAUCUUGGUUAUAACGGCGGUGCUGAGACACCACUUAUCGUUUAGUUAUAACGGCGGUGCUGAGACACCACUUAUCGUCCUCAGUAGUAGAACCCACGUGUAAUUUUGGGAUGCAGCCUCAACUUGAACCUUCCGCUCAGUGGCGUAUACCUUGAUAAAAUGCUGCUUUGGACCAACUAACUCUCUAACGUGCGCCCCAAAACACAUACACACCAUUUAUAUAUAUAUAUAUAGAAAGUGUCGGCCUCUUGGCAGUACUUUAGGAUGGCCACCUCUUCCUCCUCGGAUCACACUCUCCGUUUCGGCCUCCUGUUCUUAAUGAAUGUUAAAUGAUUCACUUGGUUGAUGGUUGACUUGUCCUGAAAUAGGAUUUGGCCAAGGGAAAGAAAAUGCCGACGAGUCUAUUGUGGAUCCAUGGCACUAAAUCUUUGAUGUAGCGUUGUAAUGGGGUUUGUGGGGUGAGCACGGGAUGACGUUUGUUUAUUCCCGUGUACUUGACUUUAGUGAGCGUUCACGUGGAAAAGCAUUUUUUAUACAUUUCACUUUUUAGAUAAAGUAGCAACCGUAAACUGUAUGGAAAUUUCUGAUGGAAAUAUGUGCUUUGCUCAGCAUGACAUGUGGUCAUAAAGAUAUUUAUACCGAUACAGCGAGACUUUUAUAACGUUGCCCGAAUGUAUUCCACCCAGGAGGAUGGCGUGGCGAGGGAAAUGGGCUUCAUGUGUAUAGGUCUACGUUAAGUAACUGUUGAGAACAUUAAUGCUUCAUACGUGAUUCGCAAAACUUAUGAAUAGAAAAAAUGACAAGAAUGUUGCACGUGUUGCGUCAUUUCGACUGCAAUAAUGGCGCAGAGGACUGUACAUGGGCGUAGCCAAGGGGCGCAGAUGUCCCCGGGUGUCAGGUUUUUUUUUAGUAUCGAGUUGGUGGGAGCGUAAACUCCUAGGGUACACUCUAGCUACGCCUCUGUAACUGUACCCCACUUUAAAGAUAGAAAAAGUGUAGUAAGACGCCCACUCUGUUGAUAUAACCUGGUAUAAGAGCAUUCCGUCACGAUAUAAUUAAACUAAAAGCACAGAUCGAUGAAACAGUUGUCUAGAGUUAGUGCCCCCAGGGCGGGACAAACAUUUUUACCGCUCCCUUUCCAGGAAAAAAAAAACUUUGCAGUUGGCUGAAAUUGUCGCCCCAUAUAAAGAAAGAAGUAGCACCCUGGGUGGACCUCAGUACUCCCUUCAUACACAACUAUUAGGAAGAUUCUGCCCUGUCAGUUAAGCUAGAGGCCCACGUUUGUCACUACAAGAAUGAGUCACACUGUGUCGCCUUCCUGUAGUCGUCAGCUUGGCCUGCUUCCCCGUAAAUUAUUGCUAGAUCAUUUCUAAAUGUAACUCAUUACCUCAAGAAAGAUUCUAGUGCGGAAAUGAUGCAAUCCCCCUUAACAUUUUUUAAAAAAAUAUUGAAUUAAACUAUUUAUAGAUUUUAAUUUCUCUCUCAUGACCAUCACAUUACAACGCUGUAGUAUUCUGACCAAUUACUUGCAACUGUAAUAUUUAGGAUUCAACGUGGGUUUUAAAAUAAUGACUACAUUGAGAAGCUCUUUUUAAAGGAAAGUGUGUAUGUCUGUGUGUGUGUGAAAAAGGGGGGGGGUGGUGGAGUAAGCUGGUCUCUGUGGCGUAUUUGUUCAUAGAAAUGGUCGCUCUCAAAUAAUUAUACGCACACAGCAGUAACCGUACACCACAAUUCAUUAGAUGGAUACAAAAGUUCAAUAAGUGAUGAGGCCAUCAGACACCAAAAACAAGGCCGGAAAAAUUCCCCUAUGAUUUGACACCACAAUGGUAUGAAGAAAAAAAGGGUUGUGAAACAAUGGCCGUGUAGUGUCCACCACACGUUGUACCACUACUACCAGUUGUUUCCCUUUGUUGACGUCGUCUCCCCCAAACAAAGGUUUCUUUUAUUUCUGUGUAUGAGGCAACAGCGCCCCGACAGCGCUCCGACGUCAGCCAAGCGUGACUAAAAAUGUCACCGACUCUUCACUUACCUGCGUAUUUGAAUUCAAACCUAAAAAAAAAAAAAGGCCGCCCAAAUCUUUCGUUUCCGUUGUGACCAAAAAUAGCCGCUGUCAGUAUCUCAAGGGAUUAGAAUCCACCUGUGGUCCCACGCUCAUUAUUAUAAUAGGUGUAAGUAGUAUUUGCUCUACAAACAGGUUGUGGCAUCGGAAUGGGCUUUUUUUUUUUUUUUAAUUUUCGACUAAGGCUCUUCGACUCCAGACUCCCGUAUGUCAACUCCUCCACGUCUUCUUGGAUUAAUUACAUUCGUCAGUUCUUUCAUACGUUCGUCUUCUUGGAUUGAUUACAUUCGUCAGUUCUUUCAUACGUUGAAGCGUCGUACUAUUCUCACUAUCAAUUAACAAACUCAACUCCUUUUCAUAAUAACUAUAACUUUAAUAUCUAAGUAAAUAUAUUAAACAUCCUAUCACUCCAAGGUUCCACUCAAGACUGCUGCACUACUAAAACAUACGUCACAACACGGCAUAGACAAUACGUCACGACUCAGCAUAAAAAUACGUCAUAAAGACAAUGGCGGGAAGAGCGUUCACUAACUAUAAUAGUCAAGCGCGGGAAAAGCGUUCAACAACUAAUGAACAUAAUAUUGAGUCGCAACAAUUCCUAAUGAACGCUCAUACUCGACACCGUAGGUUCAUUUGUCUUGUGUAAAAAGCAACUACACGUAGGAAUGUCGUCAUUGUGAGUUUGUGCUCCAUGUUUUAUCCGUAGUCAAAGCUAUUGACGCGACUACGACAUUGGUCAACAGGAUUCGAUCCCAAUUCGCCUAUCGUGAUAUUAGCCGCCCUAUCUACGGGACUUCCAACAGCUGUGGAAUGUUAUUGGCAAUUUACAGCGGGUGUACUCGAGAAUGACGUUUACAAGUACGGACCUCAAAUCUUCCUGCCUACAUUCUUCUCAUAGGUUGUCCUCCGGCUCGGAGAAUCAUGAUAUGUUUGGACACUUAGUAGUGGUGGGGCUGGAAUGGCGGUCCCGAAGGCUUACAUGGUGAUUGUGGAUUAGAUUAUGUGAGGCCCACGACUCUAGUUAAAUGUUGAAAGUGGAGCGUCUCGUUGUGACGUGUUGUUCUUGUAGACGAAUUGCUUGUUAUGUUUGCUCUGUAAGGUCGGGAAUAACCAAGUGGAGCAUUCAUUAACUCUGGCGUCUAGUUACCACUGUUUGGGGUAACAAUGAUGAAUAGGAACGAGUAUGGCGCUAGGACAGUUUGGUGCUAGGACAGUAUGGCGUUAGCAUGGCACCAGGAUAGUGUCCUUUGAUGGAUCCACAUAUCCAGUUUUGAGUAUAAAAUUGUCUAAAUAUUUGUUGUUGCUGCUGCUACGAAUUUUUAGAUGAAAAAAAAAAAGCUACAUUCGAUCUAACAUAAUUAGUUGAGUUGAUGUUAGUUUAGACACGGUAAUAACUGUGUAUAAGAAUUUAACAUAGGCACUGGCCAAAGUCUCAACUCAUCCUAUCCACCAAAUGGUGUUGAUGGCCGCCAGCAGACCACGAGGCACUGGCCAAAGUCUCAACUCAUCCUAUCCACCAAAUGGUGUUGAUGGCCGCCAGCAGACCACGAGGUGCUCAUCAGGCGGUGCUUCCCUAAACUUAAAUGGAAAAACAACAGCUGCACUCCAUCUUCUCAGCUGAUUGGACGCUGAUUCAAUUGUCGUUUACUGUUCCAGGGUUCAUCACUCCACGCUGAUAGCGGUCCCCCCCCCCCCUUUUUUUUUUUCUCAUCAACGGAAGCUUUUCACAGGGAGGCACUUUCCUUGACCUUAAAUUAUAUUAUAGAAUUAUUUUUUUUUAAUUUCCCCGAAUUUAGAAUACAAAGUAUAUUUUUAUGUACGCGCAAGAUAUAAUUACAUGUACAUUCAAAAUACGCCUUUAAUUAGUUCUCAUGGAUGCAACAAAUAAAUAAAUAAUUUAAUGAAAUUACUCAAGUAAAGUUGAAUUGUCCCCAAGUACAAAUGUAUUAUUGACGUGCACCCCUCGUAUUUGAAAUGCAUUCCUAUGAAACUUAUGUGUCAAUAAACCAACUAUUCUAUAUAUUUUGUCACCUUCAGUAGACUGCCAAGUUAACCAGUCCAAUUGUAUUGAUGUAUUUUGUCACCUUCAGUAGACUGCCAAGUUAACCAGUCCAAUUGUAUUGAUGUAUUUUGUCACCUUCAGUAGACUGCCAAGUUAACCAGUCCAAUUGUAUUGAUGUAUUUUGUCACCUUCAGUAGAUUGACAAGUAAAACAGUGCAAUUGUAUUGGUGUAUUUUGUCACCUUCAGUAGACUGCCAAGUUAACCAGUCCAAUUGUAUUGAUGUAUUUUGUCACCUUCAGUAGACUGCCAAGUUAAACAGUCCAAUUGUAAUGAUGUAUUUUGUCACCUUCAGUAGCCUGCCAAGUUAAACAGUCCAAUUGUAUUGAUGUAUUUUGUCACCUUCAGUAGACUGCCAAGUUAAACAGUCCAAUUGUAUUGAUGUAUUUAGUAGACUGGCCCAAUCGUAUUGAUGUAUUUUGGCACCUUUACCAGAGGAUCAUGUCUGACACCCAAACAUUUCAGAAUUAAUCCCGUUGAAAAAAAAAGACGCGGUUGAUACAGUGCCUGAGCUAAUAUCAUUGGGUCAGUAGUGGUCAGCAGGUUGUAACUAGUUCACCUUAUAUAUAGACUUGCGUUACCUUCCUAACAUCAGCACCGUAAAAAAGAAAAGUGUUACGUAAAUUUAGCCUGAGGAUAGGAUUAAUUAUAUCCUUAGUCAACUCGACGUAACUCUUAAUUCGGUCAGUGGGUUGCCUCCCCCACCCCCCACUCAUCUUAUAUUUCAAAUGCAUGAGAUCGUCUCGAUUACCACUAGACUUAGCUAAUCUAUAAAACUGUCAAAACACCGAUGUAUCAUUAUUGAUUGAUGGACAGACACCGAGACGAUCAUCCUCAUCAAAAAAAGAAAGGGCAAAAAAAGCCACUAACGACCCCUAUUGCACAAACAGGCCCGCUGAUUUUGGUUAUUGAAAAGCUGAUCUGGUCAGUGUUAAACAGCCGAUACAACACCCUACUCCCCGAGUGCUAGCUGAUACAACACCCUGCCCUACCCCCUGAGUGCUAGCUGAUACAACAUCCUACACCCCGAGUGCUCAACUUCAACAAAACUGGUUUCCCAAAUAAAGUGUUUUAAUUGUCAAGUAUAACUGUAACAUUAGACCAGUGUCACCAUGGCGACCGCGUCAGCCCACAAGCUCCCUGCACCAUUAAUCCCAGACUACGGCCACAGAAAGCUGUUUUCUCCCCACUGGCCGGCCCCCUUUGAACCUGGUGGUCAGUUUGUUUAGGCACGACUUUAAUCUGAGGCUGGGUCCCCCGAGGGAGGAACUCGGUCGUGUAUUCGUCUACUGUCUUUGGCUGCUUUGUGGCCUUCUCUGGUGGCGCACAUGUUUGCCGCAGUUUGGCUUUGGAUGGUUUUAGCUGGAGAGUAGGGGCUCUGUGGUGUCUUGGACUUGUUUGAGCCACAUGCUCAUGACAUGUGAGGUACUGAAGGUUUUGUCGGUGGUCCCCUUGGCUCUGUGGUGUCUUGAACGUGUUUGAGCCACACAAUCCAUGACUUGUGAGGUACUGAAGGUUUGUCAGUGGUCCCCUUGGCUAUGUGGUGUCUUGGACUUGUUUGAGCCAAGUGUUUUUUGGGGGGCCCCACACCGUGAGGAUGGCUGUUACAAAGGGAUUAAACGCUUGACUUUAAGUUUCGCGAUGUAAAUAAAUAUUAUUGAUUCAGAAAUAACAGCCGCAUAACUGAAACCCAAUUUAUUUUGAGUGACCGGUUCAUUUUGUUUAACAAGGUUAGGCAAUAACUGAAAUAUACAAAUAUUAGAAAAUAAUUUUACAUUGACAUUUAACGUGUAAUGUUUCAACAACAAACUAUUUGAGGAUUCGAGUUACACCAACUAAAACAUGUGGCUGUUGAGCCGUCCUGUAAGAAGAAGAAAUCAACCUAAACUGAAAGUAUGAAUGACAAUAAUCUACAUAGAUCUAAUCUGUGGUUGCUAACUAAUCAAAUCUCUCAUGAUAUUCUUUGCAUCGGAGCCCAUUUUUUUUUUCUAGAUUAGAUCAGAUUAGUUACUUAGAAUUACUAAGAUUAGUCCUAAUGUCUUUAAGGUUUUUCGUUGUUGAAUUGCAUCUAUUGAAGGUGCACUUUCCUUGUUUUACAUCUAAUGAAGGUGCACUUUCGUUUUUUUACAUCUAAUUAAGGUGCACUUUCCUUGUUUUGCAUCUUAGGAAGGUGCACUUUCCUUGUUUUGUUUCUAAUGAAGUUAAAACGUUGUUGUUUUGUUUUAGUCCCAGCUUAACAUAUCGUGUGCUUCAUGGAACAUUUGUCCAUUGAUCAUACUACAACCCAGCUCAUGCUAGUGGUCAGGUGUGUUUGGUCAUCGAUGUCCUAUCAUUGGAGCUUUUUUUUUUCAUUUGUUUGGGGGUGGGGGGGGGUCGUCCCCACCGUCUGUUCCAAUAUUUGUUGAGGAGACAAACUUGUGGACCAAGAACGCAGCUCUUCAGUACUUCUAGUCCUUUGGUCUAUGACCUGUUAAGCAGAGCGUGCAGUUUGAGGCGAUACCAUCUGUAACUCAUUCCACCAGCAAUGUUAUGUAACCGUGCAGGCCGCCAUUGCGCCGUACGUCCCAUGAUUUACAUAGUUUACCCAGCCGCCCCUUCUGUGCCACAUCUGGCCUAGCUAGAAACAAUGUUUUAUGAGGCUUUGUCGUCGCACAGAUAUGACAAGAGUCGGCUAUGACAUUUUUUCGUAGUACAGAUAUUAUCAGAGUCGACCAUGACAUUGUUUAUUGGUACAAAUAUUAACAGAGUCGGCUGUGCCAUUGUUCACAUCAAUACAUUUGUUUAUGGGAGAUGUAUGGAUUGUGUAACCUGUCAAAGAUUGGCUUACUUGUGUUCUCUUUACGCACAUGGGGCUGGUUAGAGGAGGAGGAGUUGAUCGUCAAGGAAUCAACCCGCUAUCACUUUUGUUUGAUGAAAGUUGAUUUAACAAUAAAAUGUUGCCAUAUUUUGUUUUUCCUGAUUUUGAAAGAUUUAAUCAUUUUACCGGAUUUUUUCCUGUUGUAUACGUCAUAAAAUAAUGUGAAUUUCGAUAUAAUUCUGUCAGCGAUUUAAAAUCCAGGAUAUAAAGUUGUAAAAUUGACAUAAAACUUAUGGUUACAUUUUGUCUUCCCCCCGUCCCUAAAAAAAAGAAAACAUUUUUUAAAGAUUUAUUUAUUUUUUUUUUUUUAAUGCCAGAACCAUUGGUCCUAUAUAAUAACUAGUGGUUUUUUGUUUUUUUGUUUGUUUUUUUUUAGCUAAUUAAUCAGAUUACUUACAAUACCAUCAUUUCCUCCCAUUUAUUUUCUAAAAGUCCGCUUAAACUAUUUGCAAUAAAUCCUAAUUUCCGAGCUCUACGCAUAUGCUGUCUGAUGCGUUUAAAGACUCCAUCACGGGCUGGCCAAUCCGGUUUCGUACUGAUGGAUCAGUAUUUAACCUUAGGAGGCUUCAAGCUAAAACCAAGGUCAAACAUACCACGAUCAACGAGCUUCUGUUUGCAGACGAUUGUGCCCUCAGCCAUCAACGCUCCCUCAAAAGCCGUCACGCAACACAGGGUUGAUAUCUUCUCUGAGGCCUGCAAUAACUUUGGGCUCACAAUGAACACAAAGAAGACUGAGGUGAUGUAUCAGCCAGCUCCCAGUAACCCCUACGUUGAACCCAACAUCAUCAUUAGUGGGCAGCACCCUCUCUAGAUCUGUCGUCAUGGAUGAUGAAAUGAAUGGCAGACUCGCAAAAGCUAGUGCCCUAUUUGGCAGGCUCCGCAGCACUGUUUGGGACAGGAGAGGUAUCAGACGAGAAACAAAGCUCAAGGUCUAUAGCGCAACAGUCCUCUAUGCUCUAUGGAUGUGAAACGUCGACAGUCUACCAGCGUCAUGCCAAGAAACUGAAUUAUUUUCACACUACCUGCCUCAGGAAACUCCUCGACAUCAGGUGGCAAGACAAAGUCCCCGACACCGAGGUCCUCGCUAGCGCGAACCUACCUAGUAUCUUCACCACUCUGAUGCAGUCUCAGCUCCGUUGGAUGGGACGCGUAGCCCGUAUGGCAGAUCACCGGCUCCCGAAACAAUUACUCUUCGGAGAACUCACGUUAGGCAAGCGCUCACAAAGAGGUAAAAAAAAAAGCGUUACAAAGACUCACUGAAAGUGGCACUAAAGGCCUUCAGCAUAAACCCUAUACUCAAUGGGUGCAGACAGCCCAGGACAGAGCCAGGUGGAGAGCUGCUGUCAAGAAGGGGGCUAAAUCCCAUGAAGCUAAUAGAAUAACCGCAAUUGAGACACGCAGGCUUGUCCGAAAGAGCAACAUUAGGUCACCGUCUGAAGCAACUAUUCCAUGCCCACGGUGUCAUAGAUUAUUCCGAGCAAGGAUCGGUCUAGCAAGCCACCUACGAGCUCACCGUAAUCCCAACCUCCCCCUAACCGGAUGAUUCGAUGGUCCUAGUCGACUUCGACGGACGAACAACAAUAUAUAUAUAUUUAUAUAUAUAUAUAUAUAUAUAUUAUAAGAAACUUUAUAAAAUAUACAUUCACUAAUAAUAAUAGUCCUACUAACGUUGCUGAAAAUGUACGCACGCUUGGUGAGACCGAGAUUUCAGGGAUCACUAUUUCUUUCUUUUGAAAUGUGAAGUUACGCAUCAGUGAGAAUGCACCUAUGUUUAGCAAGUCACACAUAAUAUUCAUGGGACCGGGUAAACGCACAGCAAAGUCGCGUAAACGUUUGAAUUCACCACCACUACGAGUCUGACAGCACAGAAUGGAAAAUAUUCACUGCGCCGUUUCUGUGUUUGUAUGAAGAGAACUGAAGGCACUUCCUGGGUCAAUACAACUCUUAGUUUAAUAUGCUGAAAUAACUAUUUGUGGACCCGUGUACACACGUCCUGGGGGUAAUACGCUUACUUAACUGUAUGGCCCUGUAUUCUAAACUCCUGGGGGUAAUAUGCUUACAUAACUGUAUGGCCCUGUAUACUAAACUCCUGGGGGUAAUAUGCUUACAUAACUGUAUGGAUCUGUUUACUCAUCUCUUGGGGUAAUAUGCUUAAUACAUAAAUAUAUGGGCCUGUUUGUACAACUCCUGGGGGUAAUAUGCUUACAUAACUGUAUGGAUCUGUUUACUCAUCUCUUGGGGUAAUAUGCUUAAUACAUAAAUAUAUGGGCCUGUUUGUACACCUCCUGGGGGUAAUAUGCUUAAUACAUAAAUAUAUGGGCCUGUUUGUACACCUCCUGGGGGUAAUAUGCUUAAUACAUAAAUAUAUGGGCCUGUUUGUACACCUCCUGGGGGUAAUACGCGUACAUAACUAUAAGGACCUGUGUGAACAACUCCUGGGUGUAAUAUGCUUACUUAAGUAUAUGGGUCUGUGUGUAAAACUCCUGGGAGUAAUUAACUAAAUAAUUAAAUGGGCAUGUGUAGACAUCUCCUCGGGAUAAUGUGCUUAUAUAACUAUAUGGACAUGUGAUCACAACACAUGGGAGAUACUAUGGUUACAUGACUAUCUUGUAAUAUUGGUAUUUGUCUGUAUGGAUCUAUGUACACUUACCGGAUGCAGUUCUUGUGAACAAAUCCCGGUUUGUUUAAAUAGUACACCCGUCAAGUAGUAUGGCUGUUGUGAUAAAUUGGAUAUAUUAGAUUGCACAAAAACUCCUUCCGUAAUUUACUGGGAAAGAGUGUAAAGAAUACUAAAAGGGACACAAUUGCAUAUUCUGAAAAUGCAAGGCUGUUCCAAAUGUUGUUGUUCUUCUUAAUGUUAAUUUAUCAGUGUUCAAGAACGUCUGCACAGGAUGAUUUCGUCUCGUAUUGACAGCACCAACAGUUAUGUAAGCGUAUUACCCCCAGCACGUAUUGACAGCACCAACAGUUAUGUAAGCGUAUUACCCCCAGCACGUAUUGACAGCACCAACAGUUAUGUAAGCGUAUUACCCCCAGCACGUAUUGACAGUGCCAACAGUUAUGUAAGCGUAUUACCCCCAGCACGUAUUGACAGUGCCAACAGUUAUGUAAGCGUAUUACCCCCAGCACGUAUUGACAGUGCCAACAGUUAUGUAAGCGUAUUACCCCCAGCACGUAUUGACAGUGCCAACAGUUAUGUAAGCGUAUUACCCCCAGCACGUAUUGACAGUGCCAACAGUUAUGUAAGCGUAUUACCCCCAGCACGUAUUGACAGUGCCAACAGUUAUGUAAGCGUAUUACCCCCAGCACGUAUUGACAGUGCCAACAGUUAUGUAAGCGUAUUACCCCCAGCACGUAUUGACAGUGCCAACAGUUAUGUAAGCGUAUUACCCCCAGCACGUAUUGACAGUGCCAACAGUUAUGUAAGCGUAUUACCCCCAGCACGUAUUGACAGUGCCAACAGUUAUGUAAGCGUAUUACCCCCAGCACGUAUUGACAGUGCCAACAGUUAUGUAAGCGUAUUACCCCCAGCACGUAUUGACAGUGCCAACAGUUAUGUAAGCGUAUUACCCCCAGCACGUAUUGACAGUGCCAACAGUUAUGUAAGCGUAUUACCCCCAGCACGUAUUGACAGUGCCAACAGUUAUGUAAGCGUAUUACCCCCAGCACGUAUUGACAGUGCCAACAGUUAUGUAAGCGUAUUACCCCCAGCACGUAUUGACAGUGCCAACAGUUAUGUAAGCGUAUUACCCCCAGCACGUAUUGACAGUACCAACAGUUAUGUAAGCGUAUUACCCCCAGCACGUAUUGACAGCACCAACAGUUAUGUAAGCGUAUUACCCCCAGCACGUAUUGACCGUACCAUUGGAAUAAGCUUUUUUGUCAAAAGUCACAAGAGUAAAAUCUCUUUUUGAACAUAUUUGGACAACAUGUGACCGAAGUCUGGAAUCGGAUUAAUUUGGAAAGCAUCUAAUGGGUGAACCGUCCCCCCCCUCCCCAAAUCUAUCUGCAUUCAUUACUUGGCUAAACGAAACUAAUAUUUUUAAAAAUCCCAAAACGUCUGGCCUGGUUGUGUUCGUUUUUUGGUUGUUUUUUUUUUUUUUGGUUUUCUAAAACUUGAAUUGUAUAAAAUGAUAAGGGGCUACCAUUGUACAGUACAGAUACUACUACACCCGAACUGCUGCAUGUAGGAUUCCACCAACUGUGGACACAGUCUCUUCUUAAUGACCCGGCUCAGCCUUCUAAUUGGCGGGUGUUUGACUGAGUGACGUACAUCGGGUAUUUAAUGGGCCCGUGUUGCCCUUCGUGGCUCUUGCUUACUUUAAAAGUCUGAAGAUGGAGGGGGGGGGGGGGGGGAGAUAUUAAAAAAAAUAGUUUCCAAUUAUACCGGUAAAAGGGAGUGCUUUUAUCAGGGAUGCUACCUGGAAUGCCGAGUAUUCCGACGUGGCCAUCAACCUGUUUACCGUUUUAAUCUGAGCGUAAUGGCCUGUACUCACACUCAGGCAGAGUGGCGUACUCACACUCAGGCAGAGCGGCGUAAACAAAAUGCUAACCUCCAUUUCUUGGCGACGAUGGUUUGCAAUGGACGAGGUUUCUCUCAGAACACACCAACCCGGAAACAAAACAUAACAAAACAAAAAUAGUCUGGCAAUUCAACCGUUGAUAAAACUGAAGAUGUUUUCAAACUGAAUAUUUCUAAACCGAAGAUGGCAUUAACCUGAAGAUGGCAUUAAAAUGAAGAUGUCAUUAAACAUGAAGAUGUCAUUAAACUGAAGAUGGCAUUAAACUGAACAUGUCUUUUAACUGAAGAUGUCUUUUAACUGAAGAUGCCUUUUAACUGAAGAUGUCAUUAAACUGAAGAUGUCAUUUAACUGAACAUAUCUUUUAACUGAAGAUGUCAUUAAACGGAGCGCGUCAUUCACUGCAUACCGCAAAGCCUAGUUAGAUCCCACUACCGAUAAAUAAGAUGACGGUCAACGUGUAGUGCGGCCACAUCGUUCUCCAGAGAAGUGGUCGGCAACCCAUUGGUACGAUCGUCCUAACUUUGGAUGUCCAACUCCAUCAUUGUGCCAAGCAGGUGCGUCUAUCAAACACCUAUAUACUUCUACCAAAAAUCUCUAUUUCUAACAAACAUAUGUCUAGCAAACACCUAUACGUCUACCCAACUCCUAUAGGUCUACUAAACACAUAUAGGUCUACCAAACACAUAUAGGUCUACCAAACACCUAUAGCUCUAACAUACACCUAUAUGUCUACCAAACAGUAUUUAGACUGUAUCCGCUUGAAGUACUUUUGGCAGUUAUUAUGUAUACUGUUAUUUAGACUGUAUCCGCUUGAAGUACUUGUGGCAGUUAUUAUGUAUACUGUUAUUUAGUUUGUAUCCGCUUGAAGUACUUGUGGCAGUUAUUAUGUAUACUGUUAUUUAGACUGUAUCCGCUUGAAGUUCUUGUGGCAGUUAUUAUGUAUACUGUUAUUUAGACUGUAUCCGCUUGAAGUACUUGUGGCAGUUAUUAUGUAUACUGUUAUUUAGACUGUAUCCGCUUGAAGUACUUGUGGCAGUUAUUAUGUAUACUGUUAUUUAGACUGUAUCCGCUUGAAGUACUUGUGGCAGUUAUUAUGUAUACUGUUAUUUAGACUGUAUCUGCUUGAAGUACUUGUGGCAGUUAUUAUGUAUACUGUUAUUUAGACUGUAUCCGCUUGAAGUACUUGUGGCAAUUAUUAUGUAUACUGUUAUUUAGACUGUAUCCGCUUGAAGUACUUGUGGCAGUUAUUAUGUAUACUGUUAUUUAGACUGUAUCCGCUUGAAGUACUUGUGGCAGUUAUUAUGUAUACUGUUAUUUAGACUGUAUCCGCUUGAAGUACUUGUGGCAGUUAUUAUGUAUACUGUUAUUUAGACUGUAUCCGCUUGAAGUACUUGUGGCAGUUAUUAUGUAUACUGUUAUUUAGACUGUAUCCGCUUGAAGUACUUGUGGCAGUUAUUAUGUAUACUGUUAUUUAGACUGUAUCUGCUUGAAGUACUUGUGGCAGUUAUUAUGUAUACUGUUAUUUAGACUGUAUCCGCUUGAAGUACUUGUGGCAGUUAUUAUGUAUACUGUUAUUUAGACUGUAUAUGUGUCAAUGUUUACAACGCCAGUCUUAGCGCCAUUUAUGUUAUCUAUGCAUGCGUAAUUAUCUGUUCCAUAGAUAUGAACCAAAACAGAAGUAAUUCCUGAUUACUGCCCUCUGUAGGGCAUCAUGCACAAUGUGGCUGCUGAUUAUAUAGGUUUGGUCUUUAAUGUUUGAUAGUCCCGGAAAUCUGAAUAUUGGCACCUUAUUCCCAUUUUAACAUCUGUCUACACUUCUCAUUACAUAGCAAUGAAAUAUAUUUUGCUCUGGUAAAAACGUAUACAUGAUAAAUGAAGUUACCUAAAUCUGAACGCAUAGAUGUUUAAUGUUUAAUUAGAUUUUUAAGUGAUUUUUUUUUUAUAGUUGUAUCCGCACGCCUUUUCGUCAGGCCAGCCAUUAUAAUGGGAUAUUUUUAUAGUUAAACUUUGUAGGCCACUUCAUCUAGCCACCAGCUUAACCCCAUGUCAUCCCCUUGUAGCCCCCUUUAAAGACCCAGUUUGUCCUGUCAUCAAAUUGGUGCGACACGAAAGCGGUAGUCGUUGGUUACGGUCCAAUCUGAAAUCCGUGUUGGCGCAUGCACACAACAAGAUUAUAAGCUUACCAUGUCUCGCCUUUAGUCACGCUGUACGUACAGGUACUUAUGGGUGCAAGUUAUAGAUAUGAUCCUGUGUUUAAUGAGAUAUUUAGUGCGUACAUGUCAAAUGGCAUUAAGAACUCUUUUGUUCGUCUCUUCUUGUAAAUGAAGCUGUUUCGACAAUAACAAAAUUUUUUUUUUUUUUUUUUAAAUUUAUCGCCUAAUCCAAUUUNCUUAUGGGUGCAAGUUAUAGAUAUGAUCCUGUGUUUAAUGAGAUAUUUAGUGCGUACAUGUCAAAUGGCAUUAAGAACUCUUUUGUUCGUCUCUUCUUGUAAAUGAAGUUGUUUCGACAAUAACAAAAUUUUUUUUUUUUUUUUUUUAAAUUUAUCGCCUAAUCCAAUUUCUCCCUUCUGUUCAGGCAAUAGAAUUUCUUUCGCUGCUUCUUUGUUUUCGUUUUUAAUUAUAUAAAAAAAAAAGAUUCUAAAGACCUCCACACUAUCUGAAACAAAUGGUAAUGAAAGCUGUACAAGUAAGACUGUGACAUGUGCAGUACAAGGUGUACUCAAGUGGUGUACAUUUCUAUGAUGGCCGAUGCCCUCAUCUUGGGGCAUAAAUCUUAUUCCGUGUGUUGUUAAAGUCUUAUCUGACACUUGAUAUCUGCAGAGGUAUAUGUCUUGAUCCAUUGGUAUAGAGAUCUCAACCAGCGAUAUGUGUCGUGAUCCAUUGGUAAAGAGCUCUCAUCCAGUGGCACGUGUCUUAAUCCAUUGGUAUAGACCACUCAUCCAAUGGUACGUGUCUUAAUGCAUUGGUAUAGACCUCUCAUCUGGUGGUACGUGUCUUAAUCCAUUGGUAUAGACCUCUCAUCUGGUGGUACGUGUCUUAUUCCAUUUGUAUAGACUUCUCAUCUGGUGGUACGUGUCUUAUUCCAUUUGUAUAGACUUCUCAUCCAGGGGUACAUGUGUAAAUCCAUUGGUAUAGACCUCUCAUCCGGUGGUACGUGUCUUAAUCCAUUGGUAAAGACCUCUCAUCCAGUGGUAAGUCCCUUAAUCCUGUGGUGUAUCUCUUCAUCCAUUAAAUUAAGCAGGUGCCACGUCCAUUGUUAUUUCCCCAUACCCAGUGAUACUUGCUCUUCUGCAUUCAUUGUAGAGAAGAGCGUUGCAGCUCACGCCCAUCGGGCAAUGGCUACUCUGAACGAUGUUCUCAGAAGCCUACAUCAACAGCUGUGGGCAUUUAUCCUCUGUACGAAACCCUCUUCCGCUCUGCCCCCCGUUUCCUGUGAAGUGUUCCUACGUAGUUCUGUGGAUGCACCCGUUCUUUCAAAAAAAAGAUCUCAUUGACAAUUUUCCCGUUAGCUUCCCGCAGGCGGGGAAUGGCGUGCCAGAGUUUGCCACAUGUACGCCGUCACAUGGCAGGCCUGACUAAUGAACGCUCCACUAACUCACACACAGGGCAGGCCUAACUAAUGAGUGCCUCACUAACGCACACACAUGGACACGUGUGGAGCUGGGAUGAGCAUGUCUGUGUGUAGGAGAGAGUAGAAACUUAGAUUUGAGAAGGAGUGAGAGGGGGAAAAGGUGGGGGAGGGAAGGAACCGGAGAGGGGAGUGCUGGGUAAGGUGGGUUAGAAAGGAUGAAUGGGUCUUAGUUGUCGUCUGCACUAAGUUAAUGUCUGGAAUCUCGUGUAGGACUGGGAAGAGUAUAGAUAUAGACAUUCCUUUAGUCAUGUCGGCAAGCACGCGGCCCUCUUGUUGAUCUUAUUGAAGAAUUGGAAACCAACUUGUACUUCAAGUUGAGAGACUCUACUCAAUGUUUGUAUAACUAUUCAGCUGUUUUCUACACGUGUCUCGGGUGGUCACAGAUGUCCAAGUCAAGAACAACACAAGACACAAAAUCUCUAAAUAGCUAUACUGUGUCAGCAGCAGCACUAGUUAUACUGUGUCAGCAGCAGCACUAGCUAUACUGUGUCAGCAGCAGCACUAGUUAUACUGUGUCAGCAGCAGCACAUAGCUAUACUGUGUCAGCAGCAGCACUAGCUAUACUGUGUCAGCAGCAGCACUAGUUAUACUGUGUCAGCAGCAGCACUAGUUAUACUGUGUCAGCAGCAGCACAUAGCUAUACUGUGUCAGCAGCACUAGCUAUACUGUGUCAGCAGCAGCACUAGCUAUACUGUGUCAGCAGCAGCACAUAGCUAUACUGUGUCAGCAGCAGCACAUAGCUAUACUGUGUCAGCAGCAGCACUAGCUAUACUGUGUCAGCAGCAGCACUAGUUAUACUGUGUCAGCAGCAGCACUAGCUAUACUGUGUCAGCAGCAGCACUAGUUAUACUGUGUCAGCAGCAGCACAUAGCUAUACUGUGUCAGCAGCAGCACUAGUUAUACUGUGUCAGCAGCAGCACAUAGCUAUACUGUGUCAGCAGCAGCACUAGCUAUACUGUGUCAGCAGCAGCACUAGCUAUACUGUGUCAGCAGCAGCACUAGCUAUACUGUGUCAGCAGCAGCACAUAGCUAUACUGUGUCAGCAGCAGCACUAGCUAUACUGUGUCAGCAGCAGCACUAGUUAUACUGUGUCAGCAUCAACAUUCAAAUCUCCAGAGUUAGAUUUAAUCAAAAUGAACCGAAAUAUUGAGAUUCACUUUUUAAACCGUGUUCUGAACAUUGACCGCCUCCAUGUUUAGUUAUCAGCAGUUCGUCUAGUUCGAGCAUUACCUUGAUUACCAAACGAAUUAAACCUAACCGUAACAUAGAGAGAGGUGCCUGCUAUUUUUCCAAGUAUGAAAUAGUUUUGUUAAAAUUCUUCUCUUGUCAAACAUGAAACAGGAAGGGCAUUUAGGGUCUUAACACAAAAUGUGUAAUUACCCCAAAUUCAUCACAGCCUCUUAAAGACGGCGGGGGGGGGGGAGGCUUAAAAAAGGGUGUUUACGCUCUCUCUCUCUCUCUGUCUCUCUCUCUCUGUCUCUCUCUCUCUGUCUCUCUCUCUCCCUCCCUUCCUCCCUCCCUUCCUCAUGAUAGUUGACUCAAAAUAUGGCACAAUUAUUUACAAGAUCAUGGUAAAUGGUUUUACACAAAAGUGGCACAAUUCCUACAAGUUCAUGAUUUUUUUUUUUUUUUUUUUUUUUUUUUUUUUUUUUUUUUUUUUUUUUUUUUUGACAUUCAAUAUAUGAUGUCAUAUCACAUUAAUAGACUAUUCAACAGGGUUUUUUUUCAGUGUAGGCAAAAGGUGCAUUCGACGCCAGAUCCCUCCAUUAGUUACAGAACAACAGCGUUAUAGAGUUUCAUCCCCUUCACUGACUAUCAAGUUAUUAAAUCUUUUGUUCUUUUUAAACUGUUACAGUACACAGUAUCACUAAUCUAACUCUGAAGAAACAAAAGAAUGUGUAGAAACUAUCAUACAUGUUCAGGUUACACAAUAGCUUCUUGAACAUGGAACAUUUAGAAGUAAGAAGAGAGCAAGAUUGAACGGAUGCAUGGUAGUGGCCCUGGGUUGGUGGUCAUUACCCAUCCAUCAUGAGUGCAAACAUCGUGAUGGGUUGUGCCUGCAUUCACAUUGAGCCCGUCUACUGGGCUAACACGAGAUAACAUGCCAUUAAGUCGACGAGGCGGUUAAAUAAGUGUGCGUGGCCUCCACGAAGGCGGGCUGGUGAUUGAGUCGGAUGCUGUCAGUUAAUGAGCUCGGUGAUGUUGAUACCAAUGCACGGUUCGGGUAGAUGGUGUCAGUUAAUAAGUUCAGUGGAGAUGAUCGCAAUGCACUGUCGCGGUCUUGACUCUAUGGACCAAGUUAAAUCUGUAUAUUGUCAUGUUGAAGUCAGUGCAUGGCGAAAUGUCAAUAAUUACCAGGUCUGUGUUACCAGAGUGGGAGCACUAGAUCAGGAUUGGGGCACCAGCCAGGAUUGGGCCACUACGUUAGGAUUGGGCCCCUGGGUUAGGAUCGGGCCACUAGACCAGGAUUAGGGCCGUAAGCCAGGUUUUGGCCACUUGGUUAGGAUUAGGCCACUAGGUUAGGAUUGGGCCUCUAGGUUAGGAUUGAGCUACUUAAGACGAAAAUCAAAAUACUCUGAUUAUCAUUAUUUUUUUAAAAUACGUAUGUAGCAGUUGAACUCAUUUGUCUGUCUAUUCUUUAUACGAAAUGGGGAAACAUAGUGUUUCUUCUUAUCCUUGAUGGGCAACGGUCCUUGUAUUUAUUAGAGUCCGUAAGUGUCCAAUGAGCUGAACAUUAAUUUAGCUUCCCGCCAUUGUCCUAUGUGUCACCAAUAGUUGAAUGUACUCUGAAGUCGUUGCUUCUAUUUCCAGGUUGCCAUCAAGUACAUCAAGAAAACCAAGAUCCAAGAUGAGAAUGACCUGGUCAGGAUACGGCGGGAGAUCCAAAUUCUGUCCAGUCUACGUCACAAGCACAUCGUCAAUAUACGAGAAG
Molecule: messenger RNA, 27576 nt
Organism: Lymnaea stagnalis (great pond snail)
Lineage: Eukaryota; Metazoa; Mollusca; Gastropoda; Lymnaeidae
Source: the annotation of a GenBank genome assembly